Molecule: messenger RNA, 917 nt
Organism: Procambarus clarkii (red swamp crayfish)
Lineage: Eukaryota; Metazoa; Arthropoda; Malacostraca; Decapoda; Cambaridae
Source: RefSeq, a predicted model, not a curated record
UUCGUCAAGCACCUCGCUAACAUACACGAUGUGUUCUGUUGGUGAACAAGAAGCCUGUCAGAAAAUGCUGACAGCUAGUUUGUCAAGCGAGGGAUACUUUACGUGCUACCCGACCUGCGACGAUAUUUUAGAUGAUUUUGAUGUGUCCAUGUUGGACUGGGAAUACAGUGGACCGCCUGUCAACGGUGGAGACUGCUCGCCACCCAUGGGCUACUCUCAGGCGGUCAACACUUCAUGUGCAGGAACCAGUUAUCCGGCCACUGCCAGUCGCGACUGGAGUAGCUACGAAAACGACUCUCUGACCGGAGACACCACACACGACUCUCAGCUGUGUGACUCCGACAGCACUUACCCGCCGCAGGUUACUACUGCAGCAGAAAGUUGGUCUGCUGCUGGUCCAGACCCGUCUAGGUAUCCAAGUCUGUCUCAGACUGCUGGACAGACUGGACGCAAGCUGAAGGUAUACGAAUGGCCUCCACAAAGUGACCCGGAGCUGGAGAAAAAAAGACGCAGGGCAAUAAAGGCAUUGAGGAACCGUAUGAGAGGCAUUCAGUUGGAGGAGCAGCAACACGCUAAGUUGGAUGCCAUCACUCGGGAUGUGUCGAGGCUCAAGGAGGAGAAACGCACCAAACAGCAGACCGUAGCAACCCUGCAGGCCUACCUCAACCAGCUCUCUCUCUCAUCCUCUUCCCAACACACUGGUAGCCGCUGGUGAUGCCACUGUCUCCCCUGAUGUGAACCAUUGUUCAAAGUCAGCUCUAGCAAUAAUUGUUUAACAGCAGCAGCAGUUAUUGUUCCUCGUGUCAACGCCUCUGUCCCGCCCUUGGUGGGAUACAGUGGGUGGACACCUGUCAUGUCCCAGGCGGGUCACAGGAUGCAGUGAAAGUCGACAUUCGUCAUGUUCUUGGUCAGUCAUA